Molecule: messenger RNA, 3458 nt
Organism: Mus pahari (shrew mouse)
Lineage: Eukaryota; Metazoa; Chordata; Mammalia; Rodentia; Muridae
Gene: Enpp1
Product: ectonucleotide pyrophosphatase/phosphodiesterase 1
Exons: 25
Coding region: 106-2823 (905 amino acids)
Biological process (GO): immune response; inorganic diphosphate transport; regulation of bone mineralization
Cellular component (GO): cell surface
Molecular function (GO): scavenger receptor activity; metal ion binding; dinucleotide phosphatase activity
Source: RefSeq, a predicted model, not a curated record
GAGCGCCGGCCGAGGGCUGGGAGCCAAGGGUCCGGCGGGGGCGGCGCGGGGCGGGGCGGGGCUGCGAGCCUAUUAAAGCUGGGCCCGCGGGGGCAGAGCAGGGCGAUGGAGCGCGACGGCGACCAGGCAGGGCACGGGCCCCGGCACGGGUCAGCGGGAAACGGUCGCGAGCUCGAGUCACCAGCCGCGGCUUCGCUGCUGGCGCCCAUGGACCUAGGAGAGGAGCCGCUGGAGAAGGCUGAGCGUGCCCGCACCGCCAAAGACCCCAACACGUACAAAGUGCUGUCGCUGGUUUUGUCAGUAUGUGUGCUAACAACUAUUCUUGGUUGUAUAUUUGGGUUGAAGCCAAGCUGUGCCAAAGAAGUAAAAAGUUGCAAAGGCCGCUGCUUUGAAAGGACGUUCAGCAACUGUCGCUGUGAUGCUGCCUGUGUCAGCCUUGGGAACUGCUGUCUGGAUUUCCAGGAGACCUGUGUGGAACCAACACAUAUAUGGACUUGCAACAAAUUCAGAUGCGGCGAGAAGAGGCUGUCCAGAUUCGUGUGCUCCUGUGCAGACGACUGCAAAACCCACAACGACUGUUGCAUCAACUACAGUUCUGUGUGCCAAGAUAAGAAGAGUUGGGUAGAAGAAGCGUGCGAAAGCAUCGAUACACCAGAGUGUCCAGCAGAGUUUGAAUCACCCCCCACUCUCUUGUUUUCUUUGGAUGGCUUCAGAGCUGAAUAUUUGCACACCUGGGGUGGACUUCUUCCGGUCAUUAGCAAGCUGAAAAGCUGUGGAACAUACACUAAAAACAUGAGGCCUAUGUACCCUACCAAGACGUUUCCCAAUCAUUACAGCAUCGUCACAGGACUUUAUCCGGAAUCCCAUGGCAUAAUUGAUAACAAGAUGUAUGAUCCCCAAAUGAAUGCUUCUUUCUCACUCAAAAGUAAAGAGAAAUUCAACCCCCUGUGGUACAAAGGGCAGCCGAUUUGGGUGACUGCUAACCACCAGGAGGUCAAGUCCGGCACAUACUUUUGGCCAGGAUCAGAUGUGGAGAUUGAGGGGAUUCUACCAGAUAUCUACAAAGUGUAUAACGGGUCAGUACCAUUUGAAGAAAGGAUUUUAGCUGUUCUUGAGUGGCUACAGCUUCCUAGCUAUGAAAGACCACACUUUUACACUCUGUAUUUAGAAGAACCAGAUUCUUCAGGGCAUUCCCAUGGACCCGUCAGCAGUGAGGUCAUCAAGGCCUUGCAGAGGGUUGACCGCCUGGUUGGCAUGCUGAUGGAUGGCCUGAAGGACCUGGGCUUGGAUAAAUGCCUGAACCUGAUCCUCAUUUCAGAUCAUGGCAUGGAACAAGGUAGCUGUAAGAAGUAUGUAUACCUGAAUAAGUAUUUGGGGGAUGUGAACAAUGUUAAAGUUGUGUAUGGACCUGCUGCUCGGUUGAGACCCACUGAUGUUCCAGAGACAUACUAUUCAUUUAACUAUGAAGCCCUUGCAAAAAAUCUUUCUUGCCGGGAACCAAACCAGCAUUUCCGGCCUUACCUGAAACACUUCUUACCUAAGCGCUUACACUUCGCUAAAAAUGACCGGAUUGAGCCACUGACCUUCUAUCUGGACCCUCAGUGGCAACUUGCACUGAACCCAUCAGAAAGGAAAUAUUGUGGAAGUGGAUUUCAUGGCUCUGACAACCUGUUUUCAAACAUGCAAGCUCUUUUUAUUGGCUAUGGACCUGCCUUCAAGCAUGGUGCUGAAGUUGACUCCUUUGAAAAUAUUGAAGUCUAUAACUUAAUGUGUGAUUUAUUGGGGUUGAUCCCAGCGCCCAAUAACGGAAGUCAUGGCAGUCUCAACCACCUUCUAAAGAAACCCAUUUACAACCCAAGUCAUCCCAAAGAAGAGAGCGUCCUGUCCCAGUGUCCAGUCAAACCAAUAGCCAGUGACCUUGGCUGCACAUGUGACUCCUUGAUUGUGCCAGUCAAGGACUUUGAGAAACAGCUUAAUCUGACCACAGAAGAUGAUGACAUUCACCGUGCGACCGUACCCUACGGGAGGCCCCGGAUUCUACUGAAGCAGCAUCGCGUCUGUCUCCUCCAGCAGCAACAGUUCUUGACCGGAUACAGCCUGGACCUCCUCAUGCCCCUCUGGACGUCUUACACCUUCCUCAGUAAUGACCAGUUCUCCAGAGAUGACUUUUCCAACUGUUUAUACCAGGACCUUCGGAUUCCCCUUAGUCCCGUGCAUAAAUGUUCCUAUUAUAAAAGCAAUUCUAAGCUCAGUUACGGAUUCCUCACGCCACCGAGACUAAAUAGAGUUUCAAAUCACAUAUAUUCUGAAGCGUUGCUUACAUCUAAUAUAGUGCCAAUGUAUCAGAGUUUUCAAGUUAUAUGGCACUACCUUCAUGACACCCUACUGCAAAGGUAUGCCCAUGAAAAGAAUGGCAUCAAUGUUGUCAGCGGUCCCGUGUUUGACUUUGAUUAUGACGGACGCUAUGAUUCCUUAGAGAUCCUGAAACAAAAUAGCAGAGUCAUCCGCAGCCAGGAAAUUCUGAUUCCAACUCACUUCUUCACUGUGAUCACCAGCUGCACGCAGCUCUCUGAGACUCCCUUGGCGUGCUCCGCCUUGGAGUCCUCAGCCUUCAUACUCCCUCAUAGGCCCGAUAACAUUGAGAGCUGUACGCAUGGGAAGCGGGAGUCUUCAUGGGUUGAGGAGUUGCUGGCCUUGCACAGAGCUCGGGUCACCGACGUGGAACUCAUCACCGGCCUCAGCUUCUACCAGGACCGACAAGAGUCAGUUUCAGAACUGCUGAGGUUGAAAACACAUUUGCCAAUCUUCAGCCAAGAAGACUGACUGGUUUUUUUUUUUUUAAUUAAAAAAAUACACCAUAGAUCUUUUUGAAAGAGUCUUAUAUUUUAUACAGUCCUCUACACUUCUGCGUUGUUUGGAAACUGUCGAGUGGAGUUAAAACUGGGACUCCUGUGUGGUGUCGAUGUCCCUGGUGUCAUGUGUGACGACUCAGCACAUCUGCAGCGUGUUCUUGUCCUGUGCCGUGCAGGUUUCCUGUCUAAGAGUUAGAUGUGUUACUAAAGCACUGGGAGUAAAGACACUUCGCCUCAAACCUGGAAGUGUUCUUAGUUCUCCCUUAAGGGACAAGGGGCAGUGUACAUGGUCUGGGGACCUGAUGUUGGAAUCAUAUUGUUGUUAAUAAAACUAAGUAAAGGACUGGGGUAGCUCAUGUCCCAUUUUUUAAAAAAUGGAAAAUGGUUCUGGAUUAAUUUUUACUUGGAUUUUCAGUUUUAACUAAAUGAGUUCCCAUUUCUAUCUUUUCUGUCUCCUCCAAUAACCAAAGUCUUAUGCUUUUAAAACAAAUUGUGAUUGGAUCUCUUCAGGUUUAGUGGCUUUCAAAAACUGGACUUUUGAUGGAAAAUUUGUGAGUUGAGGAUAUCUAGCUUUUAUAAAAAUCAGACUCUAUGUUUAUACACACA